GUCUGACGCAAGGCAUUGUGGGAAACUCCCAGGCUCUUCCUCCCCUCCCUUCCCCUUGUCUCUUCCUCCGUUCCUCCUCUCUGCGGAACAUCCAGCUUCCAAGGUGUGACAUCAGCCAAGGCCAAGCCAGAGGCGGGAGUCAAGAGAAAGGGGUUGAUUCCAUAACAUGGUCCAUGCAGAAUAUAGUCUGAGCAGGACAUCCUUCAGGGGGACCAAAGGCCAAGCAAUCUGAAGCAGCCCUUUUGGAUUGGCUUGUGAGAACCAAGUGAAGAGGACAGCUCCAGUAGCCUCUUUCACAUCCCACCCUUGGCUUCGAUCUGGGAACAGGAACGGGAGUGAUUCUCAACUAAGAGGGGUAUGGAGUCCAAAGGGAGCGUCCGAAGUGGAAACAAAGCUGAUGCCAAGACCGCUGGCCUAGGAAAGCCUGAGAAGCCCAGCUCUGGCUCCACUGCAACUACUGAUAAGAAAGAAACCUCUUCAAAGGAGCCUUCAGCUCCCGUCACCAACCCAGUGAAAAAAGGGGCACCAGCAGCCAACGAGUCCAGCAUGCUCAAUGACCAUAGCAACAUAAAACCCAGCCCCGCAGCCUCCGAGGGUGCUGAAGCUGCCGCUCGUACUCCCGCUGACUCUGAACACCAAGGGAACAACACAGAGGAAUCACCAGGUGGCGGCUGCAGCAUCUUUGAGAAUAUGAAGCCCCUGAUUGUCUUUGGAGGAGUGGCAGUGGCUGCCAUAGCGGUGAUUGUUGGAGUGGCCAUCCUAGCCCGGAAAAAAUGAAACAAAAUAACCCUCCAAGAAGCUCAAGGGGGAGCAAUUCCCUGGGCAAUGUACAGUUCCUUUUGAAACAAAUGCAUGUGGUAAACUGUAUACAUACUUAUAAAUAUGCAGUCUAUAGAGAGAGUGCUAGGUAGGCAAAAUGGCAAUCCUGCCCACUGUUGUCUUCAAAACUAGUGAAUCAGGGUUGACCUAGUGUGAGCACUUUGUGCCCUUGUGCUCUGUUGUGUAAAAUAGCUUGGCUUGCACCACUGUGCAUAGAUGGGCUUUUUUCUGGUCAGUGUAAGCUAAUGCUUUGUUGCCUUUCCAUAGCCCCUUCCCCCCUCCCUUUCCCCUUUUGUCCAGGUGUUCAAACUUUUCAUUCCAGUGUUUCUUUUAAAUUGGGUUGUGGUAGAACCAACGAAAGGGAAAGCUUCCCAUCCGCAGGGCUGCCCCUUCUCAGCUCUGUUCUCAUACAACAGAACUGAAUAAGAAUGAACAAAGAUUUAUAAAGAGGGAGAACCUUUUCUUAUCCAAGUUAUGACUGGUGUCCCCAAUAUUCAUCAAGUAGCAAAAGUACACUCUUAUCUGAAACUACAAAGUUUUACUUGGAGUCUGGCUGGUUAACUCUCAAGAGUUCAAGAAGGUGACAUGGCCUCCUGAGAUUUUCACAGUGUAGUCUGAAGCCCAUAAAAUCAUUAUUUCAGUUUGGCACGUCAUCCUGCAAUAUAGUACUCAUAGCCAUGGUGGUUUAGAACAGCCAACAAAUAGAAGGAGGGUAUCAAACACAAAACCCAUGCUAAAAAUACCUAGAAGAA
Molecule: messenger RNA, 1571 nt
Organism: Anolis sagrei ordinatus
Lineage: Eukaryota; Metazoa; Chordata; Lepidosauria; Squamata; Anolidae
Gene: CEND1
Product: cell cycle exit and neuronal differentiation 1
Biological process (GO): cerebellar Purkinje cell differentiation; radial glia guided migration of cerebellar granule cell; cerebellum development
Source: RefSeq, a predicted model, not a curated record